Elgaria multicarinata webbii is the source of this 4516-nucleotide messenger RNA. RefSeq names its product ATPase 13A3 (gene ATP13A3). Gene Ontology annotation, molecular function: ATPase-coupled monoatomic cation transmembrane transporter activity; polyamine transmembrane transporter activity; ATP hydrolysis activity. Gene Ontology annotation, biological process: intracellular calcium ion homeostasis; polyamine transmembrane transport. The coding region runs from base 26 to 3829 and encodes 1267 amino acids. The record is from RefSeq and is a predicted model, not a curated record. Gene Ontology annotation, cellular component: late endosome membrane. NCBI's taxonomy places the organism in Eukaryota, Metazoa, Chordata, Lepidosauria, Squamata, Anguidae. The transcript is spliced from 32 exons.
UGAGAAGUUCCACAUCACGUUGAACAUGGAAAAUGAGGAAAAGAUAAUCAAUAAAGGCGAAGAAGAUGAGAUGAAGAUUUACGGUUACAGCCUUUGCCGAUGGAAGCUGGUUUUGGUGACUGUGGGGGUGCUGUGCACGGGGGGCUUUCUCCUCCUCCUCCUCUAUUGGAUGCCUGAGUGGCGGGUGAAAGCAGCCUGCCGAAGGGCUCCGCUCCGAGGCUGCAGAGUGGUGCUGCUGAGAACCACGGAUGAGUUCCAGCUCUGGUUUUGUGCAAAGGUUCGCACUGUGCUUUCUUUGGGACCGCAUCCGUUGCAGACUCCGAAAUACGUGUCAGAGAAGAUGACAAAUGGUUGCAGCGGCCAUUUAUGCAUAAACCCCUCUGAAGAGAAUGAGAAUGACUUGAAGGUGUCGUGUCCUCAGGCUCACCUGCAGGAGAUCCGUUAUUUCACCCACCACAGCAUGAAAUAUUUCUGGAAUGAAGUGACCCAAAACUUUGGCUUGAUAAAGGGUCUGGAUGAAUCCACUUCCUGUUCUUCAAUUCAUAAUGAGCACAGCGCAGGGCUGACCAAGGUGAUGCAGGAGUACAGAAAAUUGUUCUAUGGAGUAAAUGAAAUUGCCGUGAAGGUGCCUUCUGUUUUUAAACUUUUGAUUAAGGAGGUUCUCAACCCUUUUUACAUUUUCCAGCUGUUCAGUGUGAUAUUGUGGAGCACAGAUGAAUAUUACUACUAUGCAGCGGCGAUCGUGUUCAUGUCUCUGAUAUCCAUCGUGAGCUCACUGUACACCAUCCGGAAGCAAUACAUGAUGCUCCAUGACAUGGUGGCAGCACAUAGCAUCAUCAGGGUGUCAGUCAGCAGAGCAAAUCAAGGGAUAGAAGAGAUCCUGUCCACAGACCUUGUGCCUGGGGACAUAAUCGUGGUCCCGUUGAACGGGAUGAUCAUGCCUUGCGACGCGGUGCUCGUCAGCGGCACGUGCAUCGUAAAUGAAAGCAUGUUGACAGGCGAAAGUGUUCCCGUAACCAAGACCAACCUACCCAGACCCACCGAGGACCCCCGAUCCCCAGAGGGCGACGCGUACAGCCCGGAAGGGCACAGGAGGCACACCUUGUUCUGUGGCACGACUGUCAUCCAGACCCGCUUCUACACCGGGGAGCUGGUCAAGGCUGUCGUCGUGAGGACAGGCUUCAGCACUUCGAAGGGGCAGCUGGUCCGCUCCAUCUUGUAUCCGAAGCCGACCGACUUCAAGCUCUACCGAGACGCCUACUUGUUCCUGCUGUGCCUGGUGGGGGUGGCCGGCGUUGGGUUUCUGUACACCGUCGUCAUCAGCAUCCUUCACGAGGUUUCGGCCCACAUCAUCAUCAUUGAGUCUCUGGACAUCAUCACCAUCACGGUGCCCCCGGCUCUUCCCGCUGCGCUGACGGCCGGGAUUGUUUACGCCCAGAGGCGGCUGAAGAGAAUCGGGAUCUUCUGUAUCAGCCCUCAGAGGAUCAACAUUUGUGGCCAGCUGAAUCUCGUGUGCUUCGACAAGACGGGGACUCUGACGGAAGACGGCCUGGAUCUUUGGGGGAUCCAAAGAGCUGAAAAUGCUCAUUUCCUUUUGCCAGAAGACAAGGUGUGCAGCGAGAGCUUGGUCAAAUCUCCCUUCGUGGCUUGCAUGGCGGCCUGCCAUUCCCUGACCAAGAUCGAAGGGGUGCUUUCUGGGGACCCCCUGGACCUGAAGAUGUUUGAAGCCACCGGAUGGAUUCUCGAAGAAGCGACCGAAGAGGAGACGGCUCUUCAUAACCGCAUUAUGCCUACUGUCGUCCACCCGCCGAAACAGCUUCUUCCAGACUUCAACGUUGCAGCCAACAAAGAAAUGGAGCUCUUUGAGCUGUCGGCCAGUUACGAAAUCGGGAUCGUGCGGCAGUUCCCGUUCUCCUCCGACUUGCAGCGGAUGUGCGUGGUGGCACGAGCCCUCGGGCAGAAGCGGAUGGACGCCUACGCGAAAGGAGCGCCGGAGGUGGUCGCAGGAUUGUGCAAGCCAGAGACCGUACCCCUUGAUUUUGAAAGGGUGCUGGAAGAGUACACCAAGCAGGGCUUCCGGGUCAUUGCCCUGGCUCACAGGAAGUUGGAAGCCAAACUGACCUGGCACAAAGUCCAGAACGUUGGCCGCAAUGUCAUUGAGGGCAACAUGGAUUUCAUGGGUUUAAUUAUAAUGCAGAAUAAGCUCAAGCAAGAAACCCCGGCUGUACUUGAAGAUUUGCAUAAGGCCAACAUCCGCACCGUUAUGGUUACAGGCGAUAACAUGCUGACAGCCAUCUCUGUGGCCAGGGACUGUGGGAUGAUCCUGCCUCAGGACAAGGUCAUCAUAGCUGAAGCGCUGCCUCCCAAGGAUGGGCAAACGGCCAGGAUCCACUGGCAUUACGCAGACGCUCUUGCCAAAAGCACCGGUUGCUCACCAGCCAUCAACCCAGAGGAUAUUCCUGUUAAAUUGGCCCAUGAAAGCCUGGAGGAGGCCCCAAUGACCAAAUACCAUUUUGCUAUGAAUGGGAAAUCCUUUGCGGUGAUCCAGGAGCACUUUCAGGAUCUUGUUCCAAAGCUUGUGCUGCAUGGCACGGUAUUUGCUCGCAUGGCGCCGGAUCAGAAAACCCAGCUGGUGGAGGCUUUGCAAAACGUUGAUUACUACGUGGGCAUGUGUGGUGACGGGGCCAACGACUGUGGGGCGCUGAAGAGGGCGCACGGUGGCAUUUCGCUGUCUGAGCUGGAGGCUUCCGUAGCAUCGCCGUUCACCUCCAGGACACCCAGUAUCUCCUGCGUGCCGAACCUCAUCAGGGAGGGCCGUGCUGCUUUGGUAACUUCCUUCUGCGUGUUUAAAUUCAUGGCUUUGUACAGCGUUAUCCAGUAUGUCAGCGUCACGCUGCUUUACUCCAUCCAGAGCAACUUGGGCGACUUCCAGUUCCUCUUCAUUGAUCUGGCGAUCAUUUUGGUUGUGGUCUUCACCAUGAGCCUGAACCCGGCCUGGAAGGACCUCGUCGCACAAAGGCCGCCCUCCGGCCUCAUCUCGGGGCCCCUCCUCUGCUCCGUCCUUUCUCAGAUUCUCAUCUGCCUCAGCUUCCAGACCCUGGGGUUUCUGUGGGUCAGGCAGCAGCCCUGGUACGAGACCUGGACCCCGCUCUCGGAUGCGUGUAACAUAUCGCGGCCGACCUUUGCCAACGCUUCUCAGCACAAGAACAAGUCCGAUCACGAUGAGCACAAUAUCAGGAACUACGAGAACACGACGGUGUUCUUCAUCUCCAGCUUCCAAUACCUCAUAGUGGCCAUUGCCUUUUCCAAAGGGAAGCCCUUCCGGCAGCCGUGCUACAGGAACUCUCUGUUCGUGGUCUCCGUGGCGGUUCUCUACGCCUUCACGCUCUUCAUCAUGCUGAACCCCAUGAAGCCCGUCGACUGGUUCCUGGAGCUGGUGUGCGUGCCCCACCCGUGGCGCGUCUCCGUCUUCGUCAUCGUCGUCGUCAACGCCUUCGUAUCCAUUCUGGUGGAGAAUGUCCUCCUUGACAUGGUCCUUUGGAAAGUUGUCUUCAAUCGAGACAAGCAAGGGGAAAGCCGCCCAGCCUCCUCCUCCUCCUCCUCUUCCUCCUCCUCCACUUCCCACCCAUCACAGGAAGCCCUGGACCGCUGGCGGGGCUGUUCCCUUCCUGCCCUGCUGGGCUGCAGGAAGAAGACGCGCCCGAGAGCAAAGUACGUGCACUUGGCCCAGGAGUUGCGCGUGGACCCUGCGUGGCCGCCCAAGCCCUGCACCACGACGGAGGCGGCCCACGGGAACGGCUCCUGCUGCCAGAGCAUCACCGUAACGUAGCCGCUGGCGGCCCCUGGGUUCAGAAGCACCUCCGCCUGCUGAGCAUGUGAAUUCCAGACCGAGGGGCUGGCCCCACAUAUCUCUCUCUCUCUCUCUCUCUCUCUCUCUCUCUGGGCUCUGUGGAAAGAAAGCCUUUCCCCGCUGCCGCCUCCCCAGGCCUUCACCCCUUGGCCAGUCCUGUGCGCAGGCUGCACUUCAGGGCACAUCCAGACCCCCCCCCCAGCAUCUCUGGGCCCGGGCCAGUGUGGGUCUUUGAUCACGGUUGGCACAGAGGAGGCUCCUGCCUGGGGGUGCGCCGCCGUCCUCCCACGGUGUCUUCAUGGCUGACCUCUGCAGCCAUUCUGAUCCAGAAGCUGUUUGCCCACAUUUGAUGGCUGGCCAGCUCUUAGUCUGAAGAGGCUGGUGCAAAGUGCCCGGCUCCGGCCCCCCGAGCAGGGACCCUUCUGGCCAGGCAUGACCUGCAAGUCCUUCCCAGCUGGAGAGAGGGAUGUGGCCGUCGCAGCCCUCUGCCUGCCUCCCUGCAGGGCCGCGGUCCAGCCCUCGCGCCCUGCAUUUCCCCCUUCCGAUGGGGAACUCCGAGCUCUCGGUGUCUUCACCACCCACCACUCCGAUGCGCUGAGGGGGAACCAGCAAAAAAGAAACGCCCCUUUUGCUUUACGCAUCCUCUGGGUCAGGUGCUGGGUCAGA